Molecule: messenger RNA, 4788 nt
Organism: Temnothorax curvispinosus
Lineage: Eukaryota; Metazoa; Arthropoda; Insecta; Hymenoptera; Formicidae
Product: serine/threonine-protein kinase BRSK2-like
Exons: 13
Coding region: 2076-4535 (819 amino acids)
Biological process (GO): microtubule cytoskeleton organization; intracellular signal transduction; protein phosphorylation
Cellular component (GO): cytoplasm
Molecular function (GO): tau-protein kinase activity; protein serine/threonine kinase activity; ATP binding
Source: RefSeq, a predicted model, not a curated record
GUGUGUUUUAUGUUACACAUAUAAAUAUAUUAUAUAUUACCUAUGUAUAACGUAACUUGGAGAGCCAGCUCGAGGUACAGUAAAUCACUUUUUAAUAGGAAGAGUGGAAAGGACGGAAAGGGCUAUUUAGUGCCUUCUGAAUAAAUUAAAAUUAGCACCAGAAAAAAAAGACGAGCUAUAAACACCGUCGCAUGACGGAGAAUUCACUCAACCACGAACGAAAGCCCGGACGCGAACCAUCGGCAAUCGCCUUUGUACCGACGUUGGCGGCGCCGGCGUCGCGACGCCACCCCCGCAUAUCGCACACUCUACCACCCCGAAGGUAGACACGCGGCUGCUUCCUCCGUCACGUUUUCCCGAGCCCUGUCUGACACCCUCCCGCCUUCGGUCGCCUUCGGUCGGUGGUGGUCGGUGAUGGUCGGUGGUGGUUCCCCAUGCGCGCAGAGGGCGGAAAGGGUCCCCCGUUCGCGGGCGUGGGGUUGCGCGCGCACUAUCUACCCCCUCUGGGUGUCCGGUACAUAAUCGAACUGGGAGCGCCGUGGUGGCCGUCGUCAGUUCCGUAAGACGGGGCUAAAUUUCAUUUCUAAAAUGAGAACAUAGUUUAGCUAAAACGAGAGAAGAUCGAGCCGAUGUAAAAACGCGAAACGCGGAGUGAGGGAAGGUUUCGUCGUGAUAGGGCUUCCUCGUCGUGAUACAGAGAGCUCCGAUCUCCGAUCUCCGAUUUACAGCCCGGCCGCGAGCGCAAUCACGCCGCUUAUCGCUGAAUUGUAACGAUAUCUCUUCGAUGCACGAGUGCACGCGGGAUAGAAUGAUAGUACGACUCGAGGAAAGGAGGGUAAUCUCUCCUCCAAGUUUAUACGCGCCAGCCUGAUCCGAGUGUGUCUAAGAUAUCGCCAAACCGGGCAAACUCCACGUCAAGUCAAAUUCGUCGUUUCGCGAGUGCCAAGCAGUAGUAGAGUGGAUAUCGUCGGCGAGAGUUAAGUGGGAUUUUGGUCGUGAAGGGUUGGCGGAGGAGAGCCGAUCGCGGCCGAUUUCGUCGGGGUUCAGCCACGUUCCAGCCACGUUCCAGACGAGACAGGAUACCGUGAGGUCUCUCCUCGAAUCACAAUGGCGCCCAACUCCGUGUUCGUGGAAUCGUGGCCGGUCACGAUCGACUGAUGGAACAGCAGCAGGCAUCUUCAUGGCAUUCUAAAUAUCGACGUAAAUCAUAAAUAUCCCCCUGUGUCUAUCCGUGUCCGCUCGAUGCCGCGCUAAUUCAAAUGAGCGGACUACAAGCUAAUCGUCGUUCCCUAAAACGUCUCCGGUAGUCUCGACGGUGUGCGGUGCACGGUGCACGGUGAAAGAGGCAACAUGAAAAGAAUUCGCAAGAGGCAUCCGCCAAAAAUAAAAGAAGAUUAUGUCAGAUCGUCACAGUGAUAAUGCGUGUAGUGAGUGUGAUUAGGUGCAUGAUGCUCUCGCCUGGGAGUAUUUGGCGGUUUCUCAUCGCCUAAUAUCGUCCAGUGAAUAUGUUGCCUAUUAUCGAGGAGUAAAAAUUUGGGCUGACGACAGUGAGAUGGAUGCACAUGACCCGCGAUUUACAACAGUUCUCAAUUAAUUCGAGCGGAAGAGAUACAGCGGUCCGAGGCCAUCUGACGACCGCUUCCAUUCGUAAAUAAUCUGUGCUUGAGUCGAAACGUAUGCGAUGUUUUUUGAAAGAAAGGAAUGGACGAGUACCGACGAUAAACUGACAUUUCACGCGUAUAUCGCAUCGAUUGUCUAUCUCGCAUUCGAACUGCUACCCAAAUGAAACUAAGAAAAUAUACGAUAACUCAAAAACAAUUUAUUCGUUAAGUUGUUCUCGAAGCAUUUCCCGUAUUCCAUCGUUCCAAGUUAUAUUAUACCAUGACAAAGAGCACGAUGUCGCGUGAAAUCGCGAUAGAACACGGCAGACCGGUACCAGACCUCGCAAGGAAGUGAUAACGACGAGCGAAGAGUGCGGAGAGAAGGGAAGAAUCGUGAUACGUUCGACAUCGGCCGUUUUUACACGAUAACCCUUCAACCUGGCGGACCAAGAAGAAGGUAGCGGCUCGGCGGCGAUGCAGGGCAAGGAGAGCCCCGUUGGGUCCAACACCCAGGAGACCCAUCAGUACGUCGGCCCGUAUCGGUUGGAAAAGACCUUGGGAAAAGGCCAGACUGGUUUAGUUAAACUCGGCGUGCAUUGUGUGUUGGGCAAGAAGGUGGCGAUCAAGAUUAUCAACCGCGAAAAGCUUUCGGAGUCCGUGUUGAUGAAAGUGGAGCGUGAGAUCGCCAUUAUGAAACUGAUCGACCAUCCGCAUGUGCUCGGCCUCUCGGAUGUGUAUGAAAACAAAAAAUAUCUAUAUCUUGUUUUGGAACAUGUCUCGGGCGGGGAGCUGUUCGAUUAUUUGGUUAAAAAGAGCAGACUGACCCCGAAGGAAGCAAGGAGAUUUUUUCGACAAAUAAUUUCUGCAUUAGAUUUUUGUCACAGUCAUAAUAUAUGCCACAGAGAUUUGAAGCCUGAGAACUUGUUGCUCGACGAGAAGAAUAACAUUAAGAUAGCGGAUUUCGGAAUGGCGUCCUUACAACCUGCGGGCUCUAUGCUGGAGACCAGUUGCGGAUCACCUCAUUACGCUUGCCCCGAAGUCAUUAGAGGUGAGAAGUACGACGGUAGAAAGGCGGAUGUGUGGUCCUGUGGGGUAAUACUUUACGCGCUUCUGGUAGGCGCCUUACCCUUCGACGACGACAAUCUGAGAAAAUUGUUGGAGAAAGUUAAGCGCGGAUUGUUUUACAUACCGCAUUUUGUGCCACCCGAGUGUCAGAAUUUGCUUAGAGGCAUGAUAGAGGUUGAUCCCGAGAAAAGAUUGACGUUAACAGAAAUAAAUAGGCAUAUUUGGGUAACGGCGGCGGGUAAGGGCGAAUUGGAAUUAGAACUGUCGAUGAUGGAUGUAGUGCAGACGCACGUUAUUCCGUCCGUGGAAGCGAUCGAUCCCGACGUGCUACAGGCGAUCGCUAGUCUUGGUUGCUUCAAGGAACGCGACAAACUCAUUCAAGAGCUGCUCAGUCCAAACCACAACACGGAGAAGGUGAUAUACUUCCUGCUGUUAGAGAGAAAGCGAAGAAGACCGGCGUGUGAGGACGAGCUCGAGGUGAUGAGAGGUGGCAUGCGAGGAUCCGCGGGACAAUUAGAGGCCGAUCCGCCAAGAAAACGGGUGGAUACGUGUAGAGUGAACGGAAGUACCGCGCUCAAUCUCGGACAGAUCAGUCAUGGCUCGCCUUUGACGCCCAGAAGACAGUCCAGCACGAGACAUCACGCGCGUCGAUCACCGAGCACAGGUGGAUGUCACACUCAUGCGUCUCAUUCGCACACGUCGACGCCGGGCAGCUCGCCGUUGCAUGCACCUGCUGGUCUGCUAAGUCCCCACAGAGCGAUGCCGACGUCGCACGUGGGCCAGACAAUCGCAUGCGGUGCACACAGAUUGUCCAUUGGUGGCAGUACCACCGCUACUAUUGCCGGAAACGGCGGCAGUCCCACGAGUCAAAGCGUCCCGACGCCGACGCCGGCACUCGCCAACGUCGGUAUUGAACUCAAUGAUGUACAGCCUGUAGUUGCGGUCGGCGUUACACCGCCGGGCUCUCCUCACACGGGAGCGGGAUCUGGAGCUCAUCACUGGAGAUCGCGAUUAACCACGAUCAAGAAUUCUUUCCUGGGCAGCCCCAGAUUUCAUCGUCGUAAAUUGCUCACUAGUACCGAGGAGGUACAUCUCACGCCGGAUUCUUCGCCGGAACUUACGAAAAAAUCAUGGUUCGGUAGUUUGAUGACCACGGAGAAAGACGAAACCUUCACCGUUUUAGUCAAGGGGAAACCGCUAGCCAGUGUAAAAGCCGAUCUGAUUCAUGCUUUUUUAUCGAUAGCAGAAUUAUCUCAUAGCGUGAGCUCGCCAAUGUCGUUCAGAGUAGAAUACAAAAGAGGUAGUACCGCACCAGCCAUGUUCCAGAGACAAGUGCGAUUUCAAGUUGAUAUUAGCGCGAUUUCGAAGCAGCCGAAUGAGCCCCUCUUCGCCAUCACCUUCACAUUACUGAGCGGAAACAUCCGAAGAUUCAGGCGAGUAUGCGAGCAUAUUCAAUCUCAGGUGUGUUCGAGAAAUGUGGGUAUGAACUUGGGAGGACAAAGCAGAGCCGCGCCUCCUAGUCCGAGGGCCUCGAGAAAAUUCACCACAGAGAUGAGUGAGAGUUCGAGCUGCGGAAGCGACACUAGUGAACGACUCUUUCUCAAUCCUCAUCCAGCUACCAGACAGGUAGUCUGUUUCAACAAGAUCGAUUCGGACAUCGAGUCGGAUACAUCUGUAUUCGACGUGAAGUCGCCGACCCGCGAGAACGGUAGAAGAAGCUCGACAUCGACGAACAAUAACAAUGCUCUGUCGGGCGAUACGACACCGACGCCAGGCAGCCCGCCAAAAGCGGUGCGAAGUAACUCAGAGAGCCAAAACACGCCCGAGAAGAAAUGUGUGACCACAAUGAGUGGCAACAACAUAGCGUGAUACUACCAGAACCUUCGCUUCGAGUUUCGAUCAAGUCUGAAAAGCCUAUGGGACAGCGCUCAGAGAUUCUGGUGAGGUUUCCUCUGACGAACGCUUGCAACGCUUUAACUGAACUGCAGAAAAUGCGUGAGACACAUCUGUAUGCGUAUAAUGCGACAUUGCAACAAAUAAGAUUGAGGUCUAACAUCAUAAAUCUUACCGUCAGCAGUAGUAACAAGAAAAUAGAAAGACGACAAUGUGGAUAGCGCGCUUA